Danio aesculapii is the source of this 1341-nucleotide messenger RNA. RefSeq lists its product as uncharacterized. The transcript is spliced from 6 exons. The record is from RefSeq and is a predicted model, not a curated record. The coding region runs from base 196 to 1071 and encodes 291 amino acids. NCBI's taxonomy places the organism in Eukaryota, Metazoa, Chordata, Actinopteri, Cypriniformes, Danionidae.
UUGAUAGUGUAAUGAUUGGUUUAUAAUUGGAAUAUAGUCAGUGAAAUAGAACUUGUGAAGUUAAGUGCUGUGAUUAACAGCAACUAAGCACUGAACAAAGAAAAUAGUUUUCACAUUUCACGUGUGUGUGUGUGUGUGUGUGUGUGUGUGUGUGUGUGUGUGUGUGUGUGUUAUUUCUGUUUAGCACGAGUGGACAUGAUCACACUUCAUGCAAAAGGAUGGAAUCAGCUGAAAAAGAAAAGCCUCCACGUGUACUUGUCUCAGCGAUACUUAAAGACUGUGCAAAAGACGAAAGAGGCCAAAGAAGAUAUUGAGGCUGUGAAAGCAAGCCUGGCCAGGUCAAAUGAGGAGCUGCAGCAAUGGGUCUGUGAUGUCAAGCAGUGGGCAACUCAAGUUCCUGAUGGCAACAGAAUGAAUGAUUCCGUGGGUUUGCAGAAUUUGAUCGAAGGGCUGUAUGUUGGCAUUCAGCAGAAAAAGAGAGAUUUGUACCGCAUGACGGAUCGCAACAAGCAACGGCAUAAAAUAAGACGCCGAAUAGUAGAAGAGAAGAAGAAAUUAUCUGAUGCUGUUUGUCAGUAUAAUUCUCUGGAAAGCUCAACAACAGCUUUGAAGUCUGUCGAUGAAUUGCUUGCUGCAGAAAGACCGAUCUGGCCAUGGGAAUGUGUUGAUGAUUCAUCAUUGGGCCUGAAAAAGUCGGUGUUUGACAAACUGAUGCAGUUGGACAGACUCGAGGAAGAAGAGGCUAUACUUGUUGAAGAAAUGAAAAGGCACUGGAAUCAAAUCUGCAGAACUAUAAAAAAUGUAAACGAUCAGGCUGAUGCAUUGUCGGAUAGCCUGUCCACCAAAACCUAUCCACCAGGACUUUCAGAGUCAGCAUACUGUGGGUUGCUGUCUGUUCUUCUGAGGCAGCUCCAUGAACUUAAGGCAGAAAAAGAAGCGGUGAAGGAGACAUACCACAAAAUAGUGACUGGAUGGGAUGGCUUGCCUGCUCUUGAAGAGGACGAGGACUGCUAUGAAAGCCAAUCAGUUGACUCAAGUGACUCGUGUGAUUCAACAUGUGACAAAGACUGACUGAGUGUGUGUGUGUGUGUGUGUGUGUGUGUGUGUGUGUCUGUGUGUCUGUGUGUCUGUGUGUGUGCGUGUGCGCGUGUGUGUGUGUGUGUGUCUGUGUGUGUGCGUGUGUGUGUAACUGUGACCUUUUCUAAUCUGGUGGCUUAAAUUUUUAACUGUUCAUUUUUUCAUUAUUAAGUGUUAGUUAAAUAGGUAUUAGCAGUAAAAUCUUAAGUACCCUUUUGAAGUAAUUUUAUUCAUUUUAAAACCAAUAUGUGUGUCAUAUAAUGU